GUCAGAUGGGCCCUUAAGUGACACUCGAUUAACCAUUAUUCCAUUAUAAAUUAUUCCAUGAAUUUAUGAAUCAGUUUAUGAAUGAUUUCUAUGAUUAUCAAUGACUCUUGUAACAUUCAAUGUUUGGAACACAAACACUUUGGAUAACACACAGAUGAAACACUCGAAGUUGUUUUCAAAACGUUCAGCAUGAUUUGCGGAAUCCCUAUAGUGAAGUAAGGGGGAACUUUAGUGAGGAAAGGGCCCUCGUGGUGACGUGACGUCACAGUAGCAGCUGGAUGCCUACCUGUGAGUCAUAACAUCGAUCGUUUGGACUAGCUUCUUUCAUACCUUGUAGUGAAAGCAGACGAUGCACGUUUCUGAAAAAGAAAGAUGGAACCAUGCAAAACAUCGCAAUGGUGAUUUACUCUGAAGAAUCUACCAAUGAGAGUUGGAUGUAGUUUUGAAAUUUCCUUUGACAGGAGGUAAAAGGGAUGUGGAUUUGGCUACUACUCGCCGUUCUACCAUCAUAUCAAGUAAAUGGCGGGUACUGGCUUUCAACUGCUGAAACGCACAUUCUGUUUUCUGGAGAUAUUGAAGUUUCCUUUGGAAUUUCCAUCUCUAAUCUCAGUCUUCGAAUCCAGUUGUUUCAGAAUGAUACUGAUGGAGAAAAAUCCAUUGCAACAAGAAUUCUUCCGACAAAUAUGAUAAAGGGAAAAAUUAUUUUUCCUUGCGGAACGUUUCAGGCUGCUGGUCAAUAUGUUUUUAAACUUCUAAAUGCUGCUCAGGGUGAAUUACUUACAGAAUCAAAUUAUGUUAAUGCAUUAUGGCCUGAAGUGGCUAUUCAUGUGCCUUUGAUGGUAGAAACUUACAGUUCUAAUGUUAUUGUUCAACUUUAUACCGAUCAUCUUAAAUGCAGACCUCGUGUAGACUACCAAAUAUUUGUUGAUUUACUUUACGAAGGCUCUGUGGUUGAUGCUUGGCUUAAACCCACCAUUCUUACAAGCAAACAACUAACAGACUGGAUGUGGAACUCUUCUUUUGAUGUAACAUUGGGUUGUGAAUUUUUUGACAGAGCUGGAAAUUAUUCAGUCCACGUGAGAAAAGACGCUUCCAAAAUCGCAUCGAGUGAUAUAAUUUUAGUGAUAUGGAGUCAUCGCUAUUCUGUGAGUGUUGCUAAAAGGUCUAUACAACCUUGCGAUGGAAGUCUAUCUGUAAUCUAUCAUUACCCGAGAUGCAUUUUGGAUCAAGACAGAAUACGUGUUUAUGGUAAAUCAGUAAAAGGCCCUCUAAAAUAUAUCAGAGAAAGCAGAAUAAUCAACGGUAAACACGCCACCAAGUUAUCUUGUGAUAUUUUUGAAGAUGGAUAUCAAGAGUAUUGUUUUAACUUUGUCAGCAUAGCUCGGAAUGGUGCAGUUUUUGAUCUGAAAACCCAUUGUAUCCCAACAUUGGUUGAAAGUAAGUGUAUAUCUAAAGUCUUAUAUCUACAUCUGAAUCUUAUAUCUAUAUCUGAAGUUGCUUUUCUUUUUCUAGAAGAAGUAACGGUAACGACGACAGAGCAACCGCAGCUGUUGGACGAUUGCCCUUGCGGCUGUGAAAAAAAUGCAACUGACAAGAUUGUCCUGAAAGCUGUAAUUCAAAGAUGCGAUUCGGAAGUAUCAUAUAUUAUGCACGCUUGGCCAUCAGGGCAUGUAGUUGUUAACAUAUUGAGUGUUGCAUUUCCAACUGAUAAUUACUGGCUGAUUAUUAGGGAUGGAAAAUCACCACUUGGUCCAGUUCUUGCAUUGAUGGAAGAUGUUACUGCGAGUAAUUCAAUCCAUUCUAUAACGCGCACAAUUCGACUUGAAAUUCACGUCAGUAACUCUACUACACUGCAAGAAGUAGUCCUUGUCUUCUCAGUUAUGCAAUCAGAAAUACCGAGAGAAAGUUUAGCAAUGGUUCGUCAUCAUGAAAAAAGUAUCAGCAUUUCAAGUAAUUUAUCAGCCGUCCAUGUUACAAUAAUUAUGUUAGCUACCGUCCUUUUUUCAACAACUGCCGUUUUAAUUUUGUUCCAUUUCUGCCGCUACAUGAGAACCAGUAGCAUUUCUCAAAACACCCAAGCACUUGAUAGUCCUGAACUAUUGACGUCCACUUCGGAAUUGUCCAUCAAAUCUCCGUCCAUUGGUCCAGAAGACUACCUUUACAAUAGUUUUAUAUUUCGCUCAUCUACAUCUCUUCAACCGAGGCUCAAAUGGGACAAACUACCUCCAAAAGUAGACGUAGUUAAUACCGCAUCACCAGUUCGAAGACGUAGUCGGCCCAUCAUAAAGAAUGCUCAGAGAGAAAGUGCCACACCAUUGACAGCUUCGGUUUCAGAACUUUCAACAACAGGCUCAGAUGAUGGUUUAGAAUAUGAUUAUUAUGAUUAUGGCUGUCAUCAAGAACCAGGUUCGUUCUUUUGUCCAGACCCUGUACUUAUGGGAUGGCCACCAUUCAUACCUUUGCCACCUCAAGGAAUAGAAGAAUUUGGUGAUUAUCCAUUGCAGAAUUUUACACCAUCACCAGAACCUUCGUGAUCUUAAUAACAAAAUCAAGGAGAGAAUUGUUUCUAAAUGUUUUAAAAUCUAAAUGUUAAGUGGUUAGAAAACUCGUAACUCCAUUUGUUUCCAAUAUUGAUAUUAAAUGUAAAGUAAAGCGUGCGUCGUAUUAAAAUAGUUUAUCAGGAAUUUCAAAAAACAUAAAGGUGGUAGAAAAACUGAAUUAUUACUUUUGCGAUCAUGUCAAAAUUUGUAAUAAGUCUAAGUGAACGCACUGAGCACUCACUUUAUUAUGAACACAUUUAUGCAAAUGAGCAAUUGCGUCACACUGUUGCCGCCAGAGAACUAGUAUAGUACUAGCUUGUUUUAGGAUUUUUAUUUUUUGUGCCUGGUAUUCUGAAUAAUACACCACACCCAGGCAUGUUUAAUGAAUACGUUCGGUAAUGCAAAUGAUUUAUAUCAAUAAAGGAAAGGAUAAUGCAUGUUACAAAAUUGUCGGUAUAAUAAAAUAUUAGAUUAGGGCUUAAUUUCGGCUCCUAAAUCAUCACCUCCUACACCAGAGUGUCUCCCCACGGUAUUUUAUACGUAGUCCGCGCAGAUUAUUUAAAAAGUGAUUCAGUUGUGCGCAUGAACCCAAAUUCUAUUUGAAAAGUAAUUGAGAGAAAUUUUUCAGGCUUUUUCUUAAACUGAUUUACUUUUAUAGCGAUCUGAUCAGACUAUUUAUAAGAAACCGUGUCGAGUGGUUGUCCUAGUAUUCCCACUCAGAUGAAUUAGUUAGAGCUCCUCUCGGGGCUGAUGCUAAGAUAGCUACCACAUAAGAGAUAUGAGUUGGCCCAGUCGUCCCUCAAAACUAAUAUAGUGGUAUAAAAAAUUUCAUUAUAUAAUUUAUUUCUCUUUUAAAAAAACAUUUCUGUUCACCUCAAUAAUUCAAUAACUGAAACACAUAAAAUGAGUUAUGUAAUGGAAGGGGCAAAAUGUAUAUAUAACAUUUAAGUGGUUACUGAACCAGGUGAAUAUCCCCUGUUUAAAUAAUAAGUAUGCCACUAAAACAAUUUUGACGGACCACUGGAAACUUCAGGUAUUAGGAACAAAACAGUUUAAAUUUAAUUACAUCGACAGUAGAAUACUACAAAAAGAAUUUUAAAACUUUACUACAGGUGAAAGGCUUCUUAACGAGAAAUUAAGAUUGCCCGCUCAGUGUACAUAUAAUUGCAAAAUCUAAGUACUUAUUUAUUUAUUUAUUUGUAAAAAGACAAUGAAAAGGAACUUACAACUGAUUUAUUAUAACGUUGAUACCUUUUCUAUUUAAUUUUCAAAGACUGGACAAAUUCUGUUUCAUAGUGGCCUUUUUUUAUACGUUUUUCCAACUGUUCUGAUUUUUUAUAAAUUUUUUUUUAAAGUUUCGCACAAAAAUGAGUCUAACUUUCCCCAGUAUUGAUAAACAUCACAGCAUUGACUGUCUGUCAUAUAUAUAUAUAUAUUUGAAUUAUAUGGGAUCGGGGGCUCUUAAAAACGCAUUUUAAAUUUCAAUUUUUUUUAUCAGAAAAUGAAACAGCAAAAGCAUACAUUUUGCUUCUACUUGAAAAAAUCUUUCACAAAUAAUCGUGAAACUUAGCAUCUAUGUUUUGCAUAAAAACGUUUGAAAGUUUUUACAUAUGGAAGUUACGAGUUAUUCUAAUUAAUAAGACAAAAUAUGUUUAUUAUUGUAGUAGAUUUUACCACCAGAGAUUUUAUUGUUUUAUUGUAGUCAUAAUCUAGUCACAUUAUUACAUAUCAUAUUAGAUAAAAGAAAGUCAUUCUUUAUGUAUUUGUUAAUGUGAGUCAUAUAAACCCUUUGCACACCCUUUGAGUAACUGUUGUUAGAUAUGCGACAUUCACAAUCAGGAAAUUUAAAACUUUUUAUAUCUUAAUGUUAAGUAAUCUUUUUUCUCAUGACUCUUAAACUGAGAGUUUCCACACGUCUUUGGCUGCUCAGACGAAAGUAAUUUGUUCACAAGUCGUCUUUGUUUAAAGAAAUGUGUAAGGAUAGCAAAAAUCAAAGCAUAAUGAAACCUGUGUAGUUAGCUACUUGUGUUGAAUUGCUUUAGUAGUCAGAUUAGACAGGUGGUCAACUUAUAAAGGUGGAUAGGUCAUUGUUUUUCUUUUUAUAAUUUCUAAUACCAUGUUUUUCAUAUAUUUUUUUAUAUAUUACACGUUUCGCUGGCGGCAAUGGGGAACAAUCUUUUUUUUUUUUUUUUCUGUUGAAUGAUAUUUUCGCGUCACUGAUUUCAAAUUUGCAAUCAGUUUUUUUUCUACAAGCUACAGCUUUUAUUCAAUUUUAAUAAUAUAUUUCUUUGAAUAUUUUAUAAUGAUAAUCGGUGUGGAACAGCGAUCCCGAUAUUGAAUUUACAACUCCCACUGUUCAAUUUUAUAGCUUUGUAAUUUUGAACUCAACCCAGAAGACAAGAGAUGUCCUGGAUGAAGCAUUGGGACAAACUAGCCUCUGUGGAGGAAUUUUGAUGGAACUAACCCGUAUUUGCGUUACAUGAAGAGGAAAACAACGAAAACAUCCAAAUGUUCGCUGGUGGCAAUGGGGAUUAUGACCCAUGGUCCGUAUACCACUGAUUAUAUUUAUACUUCAGCACUGUGGUCAGUGCGGUUCGGAAGCAGAUUCAUAUCAACCAGCCACCAUUGGGUCAACGCUUUGGGAGGCUACCGAUCUAUUUUCUGAUCCACCACUGUUCAAAUUACUAAUAUAGUCCAAACCAGGAUUAUUUAAAAUUCACUCAUGUGACAACUAAGUUUUCCCACUUCUCUGGCACGUAGGACGUAGUAGGAAAAAGUCGAUAAUACAUUUCCGUUACGGUCAUAUGCCUUAUGUUUUAAGUGUUAUUUUAUAAGGAGCAGGCAAGUGUAUAUCGCAGUAUAUAAACAGCAUUUUUUCAUCAACUUUUACGAAAAAGUAAAAACUAAACUAAAAAUAAUGUUUUGAAAGAAAAGUCUGUAGCUUUAGGAAGAAAAAAAUUGAAAUCCCCACACCCGGAUUCAGUCAGAUCAAAUAACUGUAUAAAUACAAAAAUGAAAAAUUGUUCCCUGGCGUCUUAGUCAAAAUAAAGAUAAACGUAAUGAAAAAUUUGCCCAAUAUAUUUUUAGAAAAUAAAUCAAUUACAGAAAAUUAAAGUUUAAUUAAACUGAUUAGUUUGAAAAAUCAGAUAUGCUUAAUUUCUUAGGCGUUAUGUGGAACUCUCUACAAUUCUAGGAAGUCUUUCAUGACUUACAUUCAAAGUAACUUGAAUUUGUAUUUUAAACGAUUUAGCACUUAUAGUUAAAUAAUUAGCUCUUUCAAAUAAUCUAAGUGCAAAGGGUUAACACGCUGAAUGUUGUAAUAGUAGCAUACCAUUGCAGGCACUCCAACUGCUUCGUUUUCAGCAAAAUGUUUAAUAAAUUGGUAGCGAAUUAAAGAGUAAAACUUUUAGAAUAAGGGUAAUAAUGCCCACUCUUUAAAAGUGCCACCACGUGAUAUUGGCAUAAAAAUUGCAUUUCAUAUGAUACCAUGAAUUGUUUAUAUAUAGUCUGGAAAAAUUACUUACAUGAAAAAUACUAAACUAAAAGUGACUUAAAUUUCGUUACCACUAAAAAAUACUUUUUUACAAAACGGAGCAAGUUAGCAUCGCCGGCAUUGUGUAAGAAACCCGUGCCAGCCUCCAAGGUUGCUCAUAAACUUGCAGAGAUUACCAACUAUAACUAUGUUAAGUUAAAUUAUUCGCUUUCAUUUUUUCUUCAAAAUACGCUUAAGUAGUAUUAAAUUCGCGUUGCGUCAUGGGUUUGCAAACAUUAGAUCGGCAUUCAGCGUGUUAAGUGAUAAUUUAUUAACUUGCACAUCAUAUAGCUUUAUUUUAGUGUGAUAUUAUUUAUUUAUACAGAGUAAGUGUGCGUUAUAGAUUUUCAAUUAAUAUUGAAGACGAAUUCAAUUAUUAUUUUGUUUGUUUCUAUUUUAAAUGUUUAAGGAUCUAUUUUUAAAUUUUGGUAUACUGCAUUUAAUUUAAAAUGCUCUUGUAUCCGUUCUUUUUUAUCAUAUGAUAACAAUGUUAAACAGGAUUACAAAGGCAAUCACCUUCCAAAUAAUAUUUUGUGCAAUUUUACUGAUGUUGAUUGUAAUAACUGUACAUAAUGAAAAAUCAUAAAAUGAUCUUAAAAAUA
This is a messenger RNA of Parasteatoda tepidariorum (common house spider), 6674 nucleotides long. RefSeq names its product thrombospondin-1 like protein golden goal (gene gogo). NCBI's taxonomy places the organism in Eukaryota, Metazoa, Arthropoda, Arachnida, Araneae, Theridiidae. The record is from RefSeq and is a predicted model, not a curated record. Gene Ontology annotation, cellular component: cell periphery.